This is a messenger RNA of Cooperia oncophora, 465 nucleotides long. The record is from the annotation of a GenBank genome assembly. Lineage: Eukaryota; Metazoa; Nematoda; Chromadorea; Rhabditida; Trichostrongylidae.
GAAGGGACAUCAGAACGAUCUCAUAGAGCUUUCAAAGCAUUCAGUCGACCCCACAAAAAGGCGCUAUUCAGGCACGUGGUGCGUAACGGGGCGGAAGGGUUGAGAGGACAUCACGUCAUCAUAUUAACCUUAUUCGUUUUAGAACUACGCACUUACAUUUGUCAAUCGAACGACUGUCGGCUGGAAUUCGAAGGGAAUCGCGAUGAAUGGGUCGCUAUCAAUGAUAAUGGAUGUUAUCUGGAGUACAAGGACGACAUUGAAGAAACAGUAGAGUUCUGUCCAUUACAGUGCAAUACCGCCACCUCUGCCAUAAUUAUUGAAGAGACUCCUGAAAAUGAAGACUGUACCGUUGGCAGUGGUGUGAAUGUGGUGCGACGACGAAAUGACUGGUUUAUGUGGAGAGGUGAAGACUGCCAGAAGGUGCAGGCGAACUUCAAAAUUGGCUGUACGUUCGACAAAAGGUAA